Molecule: messenger RNA, 2670 nt
Organism: Exophiala bonariae
Lineage: Eukaryota; Fungi; Ascomycota; Eurotiomycetes; Chaetothyriales; Herpotrichiellaceae
Exons: 4
Coding region: 1-2670 (889 amino acids)
Biological process (GO): regulation of DNA-templated transcription; peptidyl-arginine N-methylation
Cellular component (GO): nucleus; cytosol
Source: RefSeq, a predicted model, not a curated record
AUGGACGAUUUUCCACACUUUGUCAUUGGUCACCACGACUCCAAAAGACCUCUGCCAGUCACGUCCCAAACUGUUCAGAAUGCUCAUGCUGCAAAUUACGAUAUGCUCACAAGCCCAAUAACAAGCCCCCAUUUUCAAUCUCGGGUUUUGACAUUGCUUUCAACAUAUCUCUCCCAGGCGGCAAGUUCAGCUGAGGACAUCACUAAGACAAAGAAUGCUUCUCCAGUGGCCAUUCCACCUCUGACACCGGCUGACACACCAUUGACUCCUGAUGAUUCCAUCAGCCAGAUCAUUGGUAUUUCUAGUUCAUGGAUUGACCUCACAUCUCCAGAUCCAAUUGUCGCGGAUAUUUCGCGUCAAGUUCUGAACCUCGAACUGGCUUAUGCUGCCUUCUGUGGCAUUACCUAUCUUCUGAUUCCUGGUCCCAAUUUACGAGGUCAUGGUACAUCUGAUAGUGCCAUCGCUCAAUACGGUCGUGCGAUCAUGGAUGCACUAUCUCAAGCUCCAUACGUUCAAAUAUACAUAUGGCAAUCCAUCCUCGAUCAUUCAGAGGAACAGGUCAAGGAGAUGGGCGACUUAUCAGCUUUUGCCCGUCAACAAUUCUUGGAAAACGAAGAUCUAGAUCAACAGAGCAGACUGGAUCUAUUUGGAACUUGGGAAGCUUGGGAUAUAAUUAGAUCCAUCUGUAAAUAUCAUGCCCGGUUGGGUGUAGCUUUGUCAAUGCCGAAGCUUCUUCCUCCUGUGGCUGUUCAAUCAAGGUGGUAUUCUGAACCGGUUCGACUUCUGACUCUAGACAACAAAAUAUUCGCCAAGAAUGCGAAGGGAUAUCCAGUCCUUUCUCGUGCUCAUCAAGCAAUGAUCAGCCGGUUCAUGCGACUUCGAACUCCACCAUGGUUUCUGUUAUGCGAUGUUGGAUCUGUCCCGAGUUCGAACUCGACCGAUCACGACGGCCUCGCGACAAAUACAUUUCCAACAAUUGCCGAAGCUGCUCAGAAUCCACAAUUGAAAGAUCCAACACCUCAACUCUCAUACAUGCGAAACCUACAGACCAAACAACCAAUCUUAACGCCUCUCGACAAAUUCGGUGCCGGAUACCAAGACUAUCUCCAAGCUCCAUUGCAACCACUGACGGUGAAUCUUGAGAGUAUUACGUAUGAAGUCUUUGAAAAAGACCCAAUCAAAUAUGCUUGGUACGAGCGUGCGAUAGCCAGGGCAUUACACGAUUGGAUCGAGCAAGGUAAGCCCACUAGUAACCCAGAUGGCCGUGUCGUCGUUGCCGUGGUUGGUGCCGGUCGUGGUCCUCUCGUGACUCGAGCGUUGAAGGCCAGCGAGGACGUCAGUGUCGAAAUCGAUAUGUGGGCGCUGGAGAAGAAUCCCAACGCUUUUGUAUUGUUACAGCGACACAACGAAACGAUCUGGAAUAACCGGGUCAAGCUUGUCAAAUCUGAUAUGAGGACUUGGAGAGGUCCGAUCCGCGCAGCAAACAAUCAACCAACAAGUCGGGUAUACAACACCGAGCAAGACGAUUCUGAUGAUCAAGACACUCAACAGAAGGAUGACCGCACCAACAGCUCAACCCCUGCAGAGACCGGUACGUUCACCGGCUCACCAUCUCUCGACUCGACCUACCUCCUCGCAACCUCACAACCGACCAACACUCCGGCAACACCAUACAAAAUCGACAUUUUGAUCUCCGAACUCCUUGGCUCCUUCGCGGACAACGAACUGAGUCCGGAAUGUCUCGACGGGGUACAACACCUGAUGAAUCCGGUACACGGAAUCAGCAUUCCCGCGUCUUACACCGCACACCUCACACCCAUCGCGGCGCCGAAGCUGUACGCCGACAUCACACACGGCAUGACCAGUACAACGCCCAACGCAGCCGAGAUCCCAUAUGUAGUGAUGCUGAACGCGAUUGACUAUCUCAGCACCACCGCCGGCGCGGGCGGAACCUCCGACUCCACCUCUAGCGAUGUGCCGUCAGGUGCCAACAAACCUCAAAGCCCAUCCUCCGUCCCUUCGCCACCAAGCUAUGCCCAAGCCCACACGCAACAGCGGCAACAACAAGGCAACAACGUCGACGACGCAAACCACCCAUCCUCAUCAGAAACACCACAGCCCAUAAUCGGCACAACAUGGUCCUUCCAGCAUCCAAACCCGCUCCUCCCCUCCUGUUCGUCUUCGUCUUCAACCUCAAACCCGUCGCAACCACCACCACCCUCCUCAUCCACGGACCCUCUCCCCCCAAUCUCCAACGCCCACAACGCACGACACAGCACACUGACGUUCCCGAUCCCCCACCGCGGCACCUGCCACGGCCUGGCCGGCUACUUCGAGACCGUGCUGUACAAGGGCGUCGAGCUCUCUACCAAUCCGGCUACCAUGGACGCCAAGAGCGAGGGCAUGAUUUCCUGGUUCCCGAUAUAUUUCCCGUUGAAGGUCCCCCUAACGGUCCCGGAUCACUCGGAGCUGCGUGUCACCAUGUGGCGCAAGACGGACGACCGACGCGUGUGGUAUGAGUGGAUCGUCGACGUUUUUAUCUCGGUUGGAGUGGGAGCCGGAGCUGGAGCGAAAGCUCCUGCUGCUGCUGGCGGAAAGAAGCGUGCGAGGAGAGUUCGCGUCGGGGGUAGUGAAUUGCAUUCGAGCGAGAAGGAUGCUUGUCUGAUGUGA